Sphaerulina musiva SO2202 is the source of this 267-nucleotide messenger RNA. RefSeq lists its product as uncharacterized. The annotation marks the transcript as partial. NCBI's taxonomy places the organism in Eukaryota, Fungi, Ascomycota, Dothideomycetes, Mycosphaerellales, Mycosphaerellaceae. The transcript has a single exon. The record is from RefSeq and is a predicted model, not a curated record.
GCCCGACCCAUGUUCCUCUCUGCGGACAAACGCACAAUUAGCUAUGCAAGCAACCGCGGCAGCCUGAUCACACUUGAACUCAAGAACUCCAACGCCGUUAGAAGUGUGCAAGAAGUUGCGAAGAUGGGUAUAGCUCAGAAAGCAGCAGGCGGAGAAGAACAAAACAAGGAGGAAAGCCCAGGCUACUGGGCCGCACUGUUAGACACACUCUCCUUCUAUGUCAUGGAAGGCGUGGAGAUUGCCGCAUUUGGUCCAUACGACGAGCCA